Molecule: messenger RNA, 1900 nt
Organism: Lycium ferocissimum
Lineage: Eukaryota; Viridiplantae; Streptophyta; Magnoliopsida; Solanales; Solanaceae
Product: F-box/kelch-repeat protein At3g23880-like
Exons: 2
Coding region: 123-1322 (399 amino acids)
Molecular function (GO): protein binding
Source: RefSeq, a predicted model, not a curated record
CCACAUCAGAUUAGUACAAUUUGGGGAAAAGACAUUGAACAGAGAAAAUACUGAGAAACUUCCACAAAUGCAACAAGACUUUCAAACCUUUUCUCCAAAAGCUCAAAUUUUUGCAACCCAAAAUGAAAUCUGAAGACACCCAUCAACACCCAAAGAGAAGUAAACCCGCAAACCAUUCUCACAAUCCAUCAACUUCAAUGCAAGAUUCAAUCUUGGAAAUCCCUAUUUUGCCCCCAGAACUCAUCACUGAAAUCCUCUCAAGACUGCCAGUGAAAUCACUCUUGAGAUUCAGGUGUGUUUCAAAAUCUUGGCAUUCUUUAAUCUCUAGCAAUGAAUUGAUCAACACCCAUUUAAGCUUAUCUUCUAAUAACAAGGAAUACACUCACCAUAGACUUAUCGUGAGUUUUGUUCAACCUGAAUACAAUCUUAAGGACUGGUCACUUGGUUCUUUAUUAAAUGGGGGUGUUACUGAGGCAUUUGACUUGGAUUAUCCUAUGAAAAACCCACAUAAAUCUGUUUGGAUCGUGGGUUCUGUUAAUGGGUUGAUUUGUCUUGCUAUUGAGGAGAAUGACUUGUUUUUAUGGAACCCGUCGAUUAGGAAGUUCAAGAAAUUGCCUGAUUCUAGGCCUACGUUGAGGAGUGGUUACUAUUUCAUGUAUGGUUUUGGAUAUGAUGAGGUUCGUGAUGAUUAUAAGGUAGUGGGUAUUUUUUGUAUUUUCGGUUCUGGUGGUUCGUAUGAGGUUGAGGUCAAGAUAUAUGGACUAAAGAAUGAUUCUUGGAGAAAUGUUGAUGAUUUUCAGGGCGGGUUGUUAUUGAAUGAUUCGGGUAAGUUUGUGAACGGGAAGCUUCAUUGGGCUACUACUUCUCGUCUUGGUGAGUAUAAUUGCUGGGACAUAAUUUCUGUUGAUUUGACUGAUGAGAAAUGGGGAAAGGUGGAGCAGCCUUGCUAUGAAGAAGGAAAUUUUGAUUUUGUGAUGGGGGUGUUGGAAAAUGAUCUUUCCGUGCUUUGUAAUUAUCAGAAAACUCGAGCAGAUGUGUGGAUUAUGAAGGAGUAUGGGGUUAAAGAGUCUUGGACAAAAAUGUAUACGAUCAGAUGUCCUAAUGAUCCUGGCAAGUAUAUGUUUUCUCCACCCCUUUGCGUGUCAAAUAAAGGUGAAAUCUUGCUUGUGUUUGGAUCAAUUUUCAUGAUAUACAAUCCGGAUGAUGACUCGAUCAGAUAUCCAGAGGUGACUAACUUCGAUGCCUGUCUUGAGGCGGAAAUCUACAUCGAAACCCUAGUUUCUCCCCUUUUACGAAAUGAACCGAGCAUACAACAGCAAUGAAGGCUGCAUAAGCUUCGAUGAAUGACAAUCUCGUGACUUGUGACAUUUGGACCUUUUUCAGAAUUCUUAGGUGCUAUGGUUAUGUAUCACCAAGUGAGGGAUGAAUAGCUUUGUUCGAGGCAUCAUUUCAGGGGAAACCCUUAUUUCAUUAUGGUAUCAACUAUUAGUUGAUUUUGAAUUCUGACCAAAGUUAAUGUAGCCAAGCAUGUACAAACAAGAAAAAAAUAUCUAAUCCUCGUAGUCAAACAAUUUCAAGAAUUUGGAACAUGGAUUUAGUUACUGUUGUGGUUCCAUUUCUUGACUUGCAUCCUCUGUGAGACACCAAACAGAGGUAAGAGGGGAGAAAUGAGACGUAGCCAAGGUAACUUUAAUUGUACAUUUUAGUGGAAAUAAAAAUAGUACGAGGGGAGAAGGUUAAAACGCCAAAAGGUUUGCAUGUGGAAAGUCUUGCGAGUUAGAUGUGGUGGAGCUAGGCAGGGCCAUGCCUUUUAUGAAGUGCUCCAGCUCUGAAUCAAAUAACCCAUUUUUUGGUGGGUCAAUAUGUUGCAUGUGGAUCAACAUGAGUGUAUCUUGUGACC